Stylophora pistillata is the source of this 2637-nucleotide messenger RNA. RefSeq lists its product as uncharacterized. NCBI's taxonomy places the organism in Eukaryota, Metazoa, Cnidaria, Anthozoa, Scleractinia, Pocilloporidae. The record is from RefSeq and is a predicted model, not a curated record.
CUUCAAGUACUUUUGCCAUUACAGAAACUGGUCGAGUGGUAGACGACGGGAAAAGAGAAACCAUGUAUAGUCAUAUUCCACCGAACGCCUUGACUUCUCCACAGAUGGGAAAUGAACAGUUUGUAUUUCUGGCAACUUCUCCUGGUUUAGCUUCAUCUUAUGGACCAGCAAAUCCAAUGCCUUCAACAGCAAUGCCGUUUCCAGGCCAAGGAGCUCCUCAACUAACCGGCAUAUCUUCCUCAGCUGCAUAUGGUUGUGGUCCAGUUAUAGGGGUACAGGUGCCCAUGUGGACACAUGUACCACAAACAUCUCCUACAGUCAUGGGAAAUGUGAUGCAGUACCCAACGCAGCCCUUGCAGUACCAAGCUUGCAUCAUGCCUCCUGUACAGCAUACCAAUCAUGGAAUGUGCUUCAAUAAUCAGCCAUACAAUCAAAUGCAGCCAUACAACAUGCUACCACAUCAGUACAUUCCUGUGCCUAACAGAGGAUUUAGACAACGUUUUUCUAUGGGGCAACCACCAAAUGUACCCCAUGUAAUGUCUCAUGAUUGUGUGCCAGUUGCUAACUCUGGGUUUUCUCACCCCGCUGGAGGGAUGGUCCAUCCUCAGUUCUUACCGCCUGACCCUCAUGCAAGGGAGGCAAUGUAUGAGAUGUCCAUAUUUCAACAGGCUCAGUAUAUUCCCCAGUAUCCUACAACAACUCAUCAACAUCCACAGAUAUCAGCAGUUGUUCAGAGAAGACCUGGGGUUGUUAAUCAGCAGGCAUACCUAGAGGUACAAAAAUCACUUCCAAACUCAGAACAGCAGGGAGGAGUAUGUGCUGUUCAUUUGCUACAUGAAGAAGAGUCUGCUGGGAUGCAUAGACCUGUUAGAUCCGAUGGUAAUUCCAUUGCUGGUUUGUGUGAACAGGCUCCAGCUCCUCCACAACAGCACAUAUUGGACAAUACAGAUUCCAUUCAAUCUCCUCACCAGCACAUGUUGGACUGUGUAGAAUCUGUUCAGGUUCCAUGCCAGCAAAUAGUGGACAAUUCAGAAACCAUUCAGUCUCCACGACAGCACCUGUUGGAGAAUGCAGAAUCAGCUCAGUCUCCACGCCAGCAUUUAUUAGAGAGUACAGAAUCCAUUCAGUCUCCACAUCAGGACAUGUUGGACAGUUCUGAAUCCAUACAGGCAGAUGCCACUGUUUCACCCAGCCAAAUGACUUUAGUGCCCAGUCCAUCAUCUUCAGAUGGUGUGCAAACAGUGUGCAGUAGCCCAGUACAGUCAGACAGUGAAGAAGGUGAACUGACAGUUGCAGAAGAUGACCAAAUUCCAACCAAGGACACAAGUGAUGAUAUAACUCUCCAUGACUCUCCAGUUGAAGUAAACAAUGCAGAUAAUUUUGAAAGGUUGGAGCCUGAGCAGCCCUAUGACAGUUCUUGUUUGAAACCAGAACAGUGCAACUUAAUUGUUCAAACAAAACCAUUGAUGAAAGAAGAGAAGUAUGGCCCUCAAAAGAGGGAAGUUUGUGGAUCCUCCUCUAUAAAUCAGGGAGUGGAAGGUAUCCCUCAAAAUGCAUUUGGUCACCACUUAACUCAGCCAUGCAUCUCAAGAGAAAGUAAGACCAGCACUACUCAAAUGCAUAACCAUUACCACCGGUCAAUUCGAUCCCUUAUUGACACACCUGUAUAUGACACUGCCCACAGUAGAGUGCUUAGUCAACUUUCACACCCUGAUGCUACCUCAACACCAUCUCAUGAUGGAAGCCCAGGCCGCCCUUUGACAACUCACUUCAGGCAACUGUUUAAACCUAUUCCUCACAAUACCUCAAAGAGUGCUAUAAAGGAAGAUGGAAGGAGUUAAGGAAAGAAAUGAAGGGAACAGUUUUCUUUGAGUUGAAUACUGUAUUAUAUCAGUAGUGUACAACCUUUCGAUUCUAUUCAUUACUAAACUCUUUGCAUGGUUACUUGCAAGCUUAAUCAGUGUUCAGUUUUUACAAAGGUUAGGGCUCAUUUUUCCCUAAGUGUACACCAGUCUUGCCACAAGUUACUUUAUUCAUCUAUUUUCAUUAAUUUAAAGGAUUGGUUAAAAUGAUUGAAUUUAUGCAAGGGUAAGGGUAAAGGCUUGUUGCUGGACUUCUCUCUGUUUUUGGCAAAAAUGCAACUAAAAGAUAUUGUAGUAACAUCACCCCUGAAUAGAACGCAAGUUCAUUUCAGGUUACCUCUUUAGCAUUUUUUAAGGGUUCCUUGACAAUUUGUUAAUGUCUAUUGUACUCUAGAGUAGAGAGAGUAAAAUUUCUUUCCCAGACAACUUUAUCCCCUAGAAACAGCAUUUAAAUGAGUAUCAUGAAAACACAUCCAAUGUAAUUGUAAUAACGUAACAAGGAAAAAGAUAAUAUUGCAAGAAGCCAUUGAGAAAUCAAAGUUAAAACAAGUAAUCUGCCUUAAGUGCCAGUAAACAAUAGUGACUAAGUUGCAAUUGGUUGUAGCCUUGCAUCUCUCGCAAGUAAACUUCUAACUUUUGACACUCAGUUAAAAAAAAAAUGUUCUGGUCUCAUGAUUAGUGUGUGUGACUGUAUUGUCAGAUGGCUAUAGGUCAAAUGUAGGAUACAUUGAAGAUACUGUGCUUUGUUUUGCAAUAAAAGUUUGAGCCUUGCAAA